This is a messenger RNA of Mycena citricolor, 3219 nucleotides long. NCBI's taxonomy places the organism in Eukaryota, Fungi, Basidiomycota, Agaricomycetes, Agaricales, Mycenaceae. The record is from the annotation of a GenBank genome assembly.
AUGAGCCUCCCAAGGCAAAAAAAAGGCGGACGGCCGUCCGCCGCGCCUGCAUGGGCUACAGCGGCAACUUCACGAACAGCCUUAUACAGUGCAGACCGUGGUUUCUAUGCCUCCGGUACCAGCAAACUCCAGGAGGAGUUGAUGAGCAUCAGCUCAAAGCGUUGCAAACUCAAUGACGACGAAUCCUCCGACGUGCAGGAGACACCGGGCGGUACAUGGCACCCAGGGGCAUCGAGAGCACCGUGGUAUGGGGAGGAUGGUUGUGACAAUGAAAUGGCUUGGCUCCCAGACGCGUUGGUGCGUCGAGAAUCUGGAGAAGAGUCAGAGGAAGAGUUCGAGGACGAUGAAAGCGAAGGGGUCCACCGAAAGGUGUAUCGCAGCAGUAAAGAUCCUAUGUCGCUAUGGCGGUCACGGAUACAGCUAUAUGUCAACGAGCUGCUGCGCUUCCAAGGCUUGGCGGACGACAUUGAUGAUCCGUGCUGCGCGCGAUGUGGCGUGGACCUCAAAUUGAGUACAGAGUACUUCAAAUGUGAGGACUGUGGCCCGUUCUUGCAGUUGUUGAAGCUUGUUUGUAUUAGCGACUAUCACAACUCUGUCUCUAUAGAUACUGCUAAUGUGAUCGCUACUGGUCAUAUCUCCACUGCGCGGUAUUGUCUGCGACAGCAGUGCUCAGGGUGUCUGUUGGAGGCGCAUCAGACAACGCCGCUGCAUGUCAUUAAGCAAUGGACGGGAUCAUGGUGGAAGAAGAGUUCACUGGCGGAUAUUGGUCUUGUGUACCAGAUGGGACACGGCGGAUAUUGCAAGUGCAACCGAUCAGACUAUGCGAGCAAUAUCCAGCAGCUACUGCGAAACGGGUGGUAUCCAGCGACCGGCAUUGACCCGGAGACAUGCGCGACAUUCCAGACUCUAGAGUCGUUUUGCCUGUAUUCCGUGGCGGGGAAUCUGAAUGCGCGCGACUUUGUGACAUCAUUGGAGGAGAUGAGCAAUGUGAUGGCUCGGACAGGGAUGCGAAAGCUGCCGGAACGAUACAAGCAACUGCAGCGCAUGUCGCGCCAGUGGGCAUUCCUGCUUCGUUUGGUCCGUGCUGGGAGGGGACACGAUCCGGAUGGCGCCCUGCCAGCCAAGAGAGGCGAACUGGCAGUGAUUUGCUGGGCUUGCCCCUACGAGAAUCGGAACUUGCCUUCAAAUUGGAGAGACAUCAAUCCAGCAUACCGCUUUAUAUAUAUGCUGCUCCUUGCGCUGGAUGCGAAUUUCCAUCUAAAGAACCGCUUAAGAGCGAACAAGAUCGACGACCCGCCGUUAGGCCCUGGGCUCGGGUACUGGGUGGAGCCAGAGCCAUACAGGGACCACGUCAAGAACUACACAAGCACAUGUAUUGCGUUUGCUGCUCUUCUACAGAAGGAUACGCGUUUGACGACCGGCUUGAGGGUCUCGGGAGUUGGGGGCUGCGUUUGUGCGAGACAUGAAAUCUUGCGGCCCAAUGGAUUGGGAGACCUGCAAAAGGGCGAGCGAUACGCAAACAUGGACUACAUUGUCUUUUCCGCCCUGAUUGGGUUUACACUAUGGUGGCUGACGCUCUCCUACGACAUCGGGUGCCAGUGGAAUGUCAAGCUACGCGAUCGCAUGGCCAAAUUGCCCUCCCAUCUGCACCUCGACCUGGAGCAGGUGAAGGUCCAAUGUGGUCUGCCGGUGUGGCACGCGGGUUCCCACAACCAGGAGUGCCAGAACACCCACAGCUUGAGCUUCAAGCCGGGUGUCGGGAAGACGGAUGGCGAGGGGAUUGAACGGAUGUGGUCAGUGCUUAACCCGAUUGGCUACGCUACAAAGACUGCAGGUGUCGGCGUUUGGGCUGACCUCAUCGAGGAGCAUGUCAAUCAUCACAACUUCCGUAAGAAUCUGUCGCUUGGUAGCGUUCUCUCUGCGCGGCUCAAGCUCGCCGAAGCCGAACGGGAUAUCCAGGUUGAGGCCUUCAGGGCAGCAAGCGAGGGAGUGGAGGACAAGGUCAUGGGGGAGUGGCUCAAGAUGAUCAACAUCUUCCUCCAGAGACCCGAGACAUCGCCGACCCCGUACAUGCUCGAGAUGUCAGCUUGUGUGUCAGAGGCGCAAGUCCGCUUGGAGGUUUGCAAGGAGGAGGAGAGACUCACUCAGGAGGGAAGAAUGCCACUGCAAGGACAGAGCGCAACAGCGUUUCUAGUGGCCGGGAUUCUAAUCGAAGAUAUCAAGGCAAGAAUCAUCCGCGAACUGAAGGGGACGGCACUGGUUGCAGGCGAGCAUGCCAACCAAAUCGAAGAGUGGCGGCAUACAGGGCUCUAUAUGCCUGCGGCCCCUGCUAUCAUCGAGGAGGCCGAAGCCCGACGCGACUGCUCAGCUGCAAGUCCUCGGCCAGAGCACAUCAAGCUGUGGAUGCCAAGUGAGAUGCCCUCAUUGUUGGGUCCAGUGCAGGGCUGUGUGGGCGGGUUGCUGGACAUGGAGAUGAAGCUACGGGUAGCGCAGUGCGAGAACUCACUCACACUGGUUCGGGCGCGUCUGCACGCGAAGAGGCACCUGAUCAGCUUCCGCAAUGCAAACGUGAUGGGCCAGAACCAGUCCACAAAGGCACGGACACUCAUCAGCGAGGUCGGGGAGAAGGUUACAGCGAGCGCGAACCGGUAUCGAAGGGGAAGGGAGGCUCUGGUGGCGGCCGGUUGCUUGGAAAAGUUCCAGCAUCUACGAGAGCUCAAGGAUGAGCAUCUGCAGAUGAGUGGUGCAGCUAUGGAGACGGACGCAGAGAGGACGGAUGCUUUGACAGCAAUGAAGAUUGGGGCGCUAGGAGGAGGGAAAGCACCGAGGCAGGACCAAGGAUCGUUGAUGCAGGUGAUAUCAUGGAUUUGGACCGCGCCUGGAGCUUUGGACAAUGAGGAGAAGGAUCUGCAUGACUCAAUACGGGUGGAAUGGAGUUGGGCGCUGGCACGUCGCGAUAGGUGGACCGAGGAGGUCCUGCUGCUGAAGGAGGAGAUGCGUCGAGUGUGUGCUUAUCUGGAAUGGCAGGCCGAUUGGUGGAAGACGAAGUCGUCGGGGCAGGUGAGCUCAUCACGUGAAGUGGAGGCAGGGGCACGGGCGUUCGCGCUGAAGCAGUCAGCGUGGCAUCUGGAGUUGCGCACCUUUUUGCAGAACAAGUGGCAAGGCAGCAUCGGGGAAGCAAACGAGCCAAAUAUGUACAGCGCAGGCGUAAUGAUAUAG